UUUUACUUAGUUUUCAAAAAAAAUUUAACCAAUCGAACACGGAAAAAUUAAAAUAAAUCAUACCAAACACAUCCUUAGAACAAGUAUACAUUUUUUCAUCACUCCUACAAGAACACCAUUCUUUCUUCUCAGUCUUAUUCUUGUGCCUCUGCUACUACAUUUCUCUCUGCUAUGAAUUUCUAGCUUGAGCCAUAUUCAGCUAAAACAAAUAGCACCAUUUCAGUUUCACUGUCAAAUUUGAAAAUGGUGUUGUUAAUCAUCUUCAUAAUUCAUGCUUUGAUGUUUGUGUCAGCUUCGUCGGAUCUUAGCUCCGACCGAGCUGCACUUUUAGCAUUUCGCUCCGCCGUGGGUGGUCGUACAUUUCUAUGGAACACCACCAUUACCUCCCCAUGCAACUGGGCUGGUGUACAAUGUGAAAACAACCGUGUUACAGUUCUCCGGCUACCGGCGUCAGCUCUCUCCGGUACCCUUCCGGUGAACACAAUCUCCAACCUGACUCGUCUUCGUACACUUAGUCUUCGUCUCAAUCGCCUUUCGGGUCCUCUCCCUUCUGAUCUCUCGAAAUGUGUCGAGCUCCGUAACAUUUAUCUCCAGGGUAACUUUUUUACCGGAGAGAUUUCUUCCUCCUUCUCCGGGCUUCACUCUUUAGUUCGGUUAAAUCUCGCUGAUAACAAUUUUUCUGGAGAAAUUCCAUCUGGGUUUAACAGUUUGACUCGAUUGAGAACAUUUCUACUUGAGAAAAACCAGUUUUCUGGAUUUAUGCCUGAGCUAAAGUUUUUCCCAAAUCUCGAGCAGUUCAAUGUGUCUUUCAAUAGAUUAAAUGGGUCUAUUCCGAAAAGUUUGGAGGUAAUGCCUGUUAGUUCUUUUACUGGGAAUUCUCUCUGUGGAAAGCCUAUUAAUGUCUGCCCAGGUAGUAAAACUCAGCCUGCUAUAGCUACUGAUGGAAUCGAUAUUGGGAAUUCAAAUAACAAGGAGAAGAAGCUAUCCGGUGGAGCUAUUUCCGGUAUUGUCAUCGGGUCUAUUGCUGGAUUUUUCAUUCUUUUGUUGAUUUUGUUUGUGUUAGGUAGGAUGAAAACCGGUGAUAAAACAAGGGCUCUUGAUGUUGAGACAAUUAAGCCACCUGAAACAGAAGUUCCCGGGGAGAAGCAGAUUGAGAAACCCGAAAAUGAAGGUGUAAAUAAUGGGAAUUCAGUUGCUACAGCAGAAGCUGCUGUGGUAUUGAAUAGUGGUGAAGAGAAUUGGGGAGGAACUGGGGCUAAGAAAAAGCUUGUGUUUUUUGGAGAUUAUUAUAAAGCAUUUGAAUUGGAGGAUUUGUUGAGAGCAUCUGCUGAGGUUCUUGGAAAGGGGACACUUGGAACAGCUUAUAAGGCAGUUUUGGAGAUUGGUACAAUUGUUGCUGUUAAGAGAUUGAAAGAUGUGUCAAUAUCUGAAAGUGAGUGCAAGGAGAAAAUUGAAACAGUUGGAGCAAUGAAUCAUGAGAAUUUGGUGCCUCUCAGAGCUUAUUAUUUCAGCAGGGAGGAAAAACUUCUUGUCUUUGACUAUAUGCCAAUGGGAAGCUUGUCUGCUCUUCUUCAUGGAAGCAAGGGGGCUGGCAGAACACCAUUGAAUUGGGAAAUCAGGUCCAGUAUUGCCCUCGGAAUUGCACGUGGCAUCGAAUACCUGCACUCUCAAGGUCCUGAUGUCUCCCAUGGGAAUAUCAAGUCAUCCAAUGUUCUUCUCACCAAAUCAUACGAAGCACGUGUCUCAGAUUUUGGCCUGGCUAACUUGGUUGGACCGCCAUCCUCCCCUACACGAGUUGUUGGAUAUCGUGCUCCAGAGGUAACUGAUCCUCGCAAGGUUUCCCAAAAGGCUGAUGUCUAUAGCUUUGGAGUAUUACUUUUGGAGCUUCUUACUGGAAAAGCACCUAGUCAUGCCCUCUUGAAUGAAGAAGGUGUUGAUUUGCCAAGAUGGGUUCAAUCUGUCGUUCGUGAAGAAUGGCCUUCUGAAGUUUUUGAUAUUGAGCUCCUCAGGUACCAGACUGCUGAAGAACAGAUGGUCCAACUCUUGCAGCUAGCAAUAAAUUGUACAGCUCAAUAUCCCAAUAACCGACCUUCAAUGGCUGAGAUCUCUAAACAGAUUGAAGAGCUUCAACGUCCAACCUCACACUGAUAAACAAGAACUCUCUGAUCUUGCCAAUGCAACAGAGUGAACUGGCCAUAUUAGUCCCUCGAGAUGUGCAGUAAUUAAGCUAAACUCAGAUUCAUCACCAAUAUACUGAGCCAAUUCUUAAGCAUAUUGAACUUGUUGUUUGUUAGGGGAGGGGUGUCUCAUCGUCUUUCAGUUUGAAUAACUGAUCAUGGCCCCUUUUCCUCUAUGUUUCUGUAGUAGACUAGUGGUUACCCCUUUCAUUUUCCUUUAGAUGAGGGGCCAAAGCCAAUAUCUGUACCAUUUAUUCCUGUUGGAUGUAUAAUGCUUUCCGUAAUUAUUACUGCUUCUGCUUUUACUUUUGCCUUUUCA
This is a messenger RNA of Solanum pennellii, 2496 nucleotides long. RefSeq names its product probable inactive receptor kinase At1g48480. Gene Ontology annotation, molecular function: protein kinase activity; protein binding; ATP binding. The record is from RefSeq and is a predicted model, not a curated record. Gene Ontology annotation, biological process: protein phosphorylation. The transcript has 2 exons. The coding region runs from base 244 to 2148 and encodes 634 amino acids. Lineage: Eukaryota; Viridiplantae; Streptophyta; Magnoliopsida; Solanales; Solanaceae.